AUGGAGCUCUCCCAACUCGCCGUGCCCUCUGUCUACGUCCUAAUCUUCUUCCUUGGGUACCCCUCCCAAUGGCUUCUCACGCAGCUCGAGCCCAGGCCACUAACCAAGAACGAACUCAUCUUCGCCAACGUCAUACUCGUGUUGAUAUUCAUCACGUAUACGAAGAGCGUAUUUGUCGAUCCGGGCAGGAUACCGAAAGAUUGGGCGGAGAAGCAAGAGCUGGGAUUGUCUGAGGAGAAGAAAAAAAAGAUCACGAGAAAAUGGUGUCGGAAAUGCGAGGCGCCGAAGCCGCCAAGGGCACAUCACUGUAAGGCGUGUAAAAGAUGUAUCCCCAAAAUGGACCACCACUGCCCCUGGACCUCCUCCUGCGUCUCGCACACCACUUUCCCCCACUUCCUGCGCUUCCUCGUGUCCACCACAGUCGGGCUCUCAUUCCUGCAACUCCUCCUGUUCACCCGUCUCUCGCACCUCUGGAACUCGCGGCACCUCCCCGCCUCCCUCGGCCCCUCCCCCUUCCUCUUAUUCCACCUCUUCGCCACCACCCUCGCAAACAGCCUCACCCUCUUCGCCGUCGGCAUCCUCGCCCUGCGCAACAUCUGGGUCCUCGCCAUCAACGUGACCACCAUCGAGGGCUGGGAAAUCGAGCGACACCGCACGCUCCUGCGGCGCGCGCGGCAUUUCGGCGGGUAUCUCGAAACGCCUGAUGGCCAGGCGAUUCGCAUCAAGAAACAGGAAUUUCCAUACGAUAUCGGUAUCCUGCGCAACAUUUGCCAGGGUAUGGGCAGUGCGAAUCCGCUCAUGUGGUUCAACCCCCUCGCGCCCAGUCCGAGCGUGCAGAGCGCGUUGCAGUUUGAGGUUAAUGGGUUCGAGGAUGAGGGCACCGUGUGGCCGCCGCCGGAUCCGGAUCGGAGUUAUAAGAAGGUGGAGAGGGGAGCGGAGGGAGAGGCGUUUGUGUUUGGGGGCGAGGGAGAGGGAGAGGAUACGAUCAAGGCGUUUAGGGCGAGGCAGGCGCAGGAUGUGGUUAGGAGGAGGAAGCCGUUUGUCGAGAGGUUGGAGGAGAGGGUGGAUAGGGAUGGAUAUGAGGAUGAGUACGAGUAUGGCGAGGAGGCGAGUGAUGGGGAGGAAGAGGAGAAGGAAAGUUAUGGAGAGGGAGAAGGGGAAGAGGGGUGGCGCAAUUCUGAGGGCGAGAGACUGCAGGACUUUGGUGUGGAUGAAGAUGUUGAGUUUUAUGAUGAGCAGGAGGAUGAGAUUCCGCUGGCGGAGUUGAUGGCACGUAUACAAGCGGCAUCCAGUGGGGCGUCGUACCCAUAG
Parastagonospora nodorum SN15 is the source of this 1311-nucleotide messenger RNA. RefSeq lists its product as hypothetical. The transcript is spliced from 2 exons. Gene Ontology annotation, cellular component: endoplasmic reticulum membrane. Gene Ontology annotation, molecular function: protein-cysteine S-palmitoyltransferase activity. The record is from RefSeq and is a predicted model, not a curated record. Lineage: Eukaryota; Fungi; Ascomycota; Dothideomycetes; Pleosporales; Phaeosphaeriaceae. The coding region runs from base 1 to 1311 and encodes 436 amino acids.